AUGAAGAAUUCUCGAAGACCUAUUGGUCUUUCACUUAAUGUUAAAGAAGCUUAAAAAGUAUUUGAUGAUGAGAACGUAGGACUCAUCGAAACUAGAAGUAACAUUGAAGCUAGUACUCAGGAUGGAUCAAUUUUAUGCUCUAAAAUUACUAUUGAUGAUGAACUUAAAAAACCUUUUGUAAAAAUAUUUGAUGAUACAAGAGAUCUAUCUCAGAUAGAUGAAAAUGUUUAUAUAUCUAAUUAUUAGACCGCAAAGAACAUAGAUUUCCUGAAAUCAGUUGGUAUAACUCAUGUAGUCAAUUUAAUUGGGCAUCGUAAAAUAGAGGAAAUCUAAAAUAAAAUUAUAAGGUAGACCGGGAUAUCAUCUAUUUAAAAAAGCAGUAUUACACCCAAUCGCCACUCAACUUAAUUCUAUCUAUAUAAUGACUCUAACAUUGUCUAGUCUGCUUGUAGGAAUACUAGAAAUCAAGUAUAAAAACUUUCUUUCUCUAAAUAAGAUUCAGGGUUAAUAAUACCCUAGUAGAAACCAAGAAAAACAAAGACUUAGAUUCAAUCUAAUGUUCCCUCUCAUUAUUUGCAGGUCGGAUCCAAAAGUAAAUUCCAUCACUAGAAAACAUUAAGCUAAGUCUACAAUGACAACUCUUUUAUAGAUAGAUUACCCUCUGAAUGCUCUACUGGAUCAAUUAACUAGGAAAUAGAGAGUAGAUCCAAAACUUAGCAUCAGGAUAUAUAAUACUUAAUACUUUCAAUGAGAGACCAGAUCGAUUCAGACAUCACUCUUUUUUCCUAUUCGACAAUUGAUUUUAUAAAGACCGCAAUUAAAGAAUCUAACGGAACUGCAAAAAUACUUGUACAUUGCUAAAAGGGAAAUUCAAGAUCUGCAGUUGUUGUCGCUGCAUACUUAAUGAUGGAGAGAAAACUUACUGAUAAAUAAGCUCUUGAAUAUCUGAGACAAAAAAGAAUUUCAAUAGAUCCAAAUCUAGGAUUCGUAGGAUAGUUAAUGUUACUGAACAGCAAACUUGAAUAGAAAAGGGCAAGGCUAAAUGCACAAUAACACGCUCAAAAAUAGUUCACAAAGUAAAUAUCUGCUCUUCCUCAGAAGAAAAUCCACAAAUAUAAUUCAAAUUUUAAAAUUGACUCAAAACUUGUCUCUAGAAAAACUUCCUAAACAUAGAAUAAUGAUUCAGGCUUAUAAUAGCAAAAUCAAAAGAUUUUCCAGUAUUGUCUUAAAACUAGAAAAAUAGUCUGUCGUCCUUUUGAAAAACUAGUGAACCCAGCUGAAUUUGGCUAAAAAAUUUAAAGGUACGGCCCUCUUUGUCUGCUUUAGUCCGAUAAGUUUUUCGGAUUGUUUUGUAAAAGUCAGCAAAGUGAGAUCCUAGAGUAAUCAGAUCUUAAAAUUGGGACAUCAUAUCUUCUACUAUUGGCAUAGAUGUUACAAAAGUAUGAGUCUGCUGCUAAUACUUGCUAUAUAGUAAAAAGUCGACUCAGUCAAAGUAUACCACUAUCGAAUUCCCUUCAAGAACAUACCACAGUAACUAAAAUAGAAGACUUGAAAAAGCUGAAUCUUAGUUAUCCAGAUUUAAGCAAGGGAGGAUCCAUGUUCUAAGAUCAGACCCCAGUUAAAUUAAAAUCUUAACCAUACAAAGAUUCAUCUAUGCAAAGUUCGUACCUAAGUAUGCAUAAAGGAUCAAAUAAAAAUUUUACCUCACCAGUAUCAUUAUUUCAGGCUCUCAACGAUACAAUCAGCAUCCAAAUGUGCUCUCCUGGAAUAUGA
This is a messenger RNA of Stylonychia lemnae, 1773 nucleotides long. The record is from the annotation of a GenBank genome assembly. NCBI's taxonomy places the organism in Eukaryota, Ciliophora, Spirotrichea, Sporadotrichida, Oxytrichidae.